AUGCGUUCAAGUAGUUCCCUCAAACAGAAACGUAAAGCCGAUGAUAAAGCUUAUUUAGUAGACUCUAUUAUCGACGAACGAUACAUAAAAAAUCAGAAGUAUUACAAGGUUCGUUGGCUUGGAUUUCCCCCGAAUGAAGAUAGCUGGGAACCCGAGGCAAAUCUAACACGUGUUCGUGAACUAAUAAGAGAGUUCCACCUUAAAAACAAAUCGCCUUCUACUUCCCGUCAACAUUCUUCCACGAAGAAGAGACCUGAAGUGUUCAGUAAAGCACAUUCUUCAAAAUCUAUCCAGGAACCACCUUCUCCAAGUAAGCGCCGAAUGACUAAAUCUCGAACAGGGCACUUUGAAUAUGUACCCCAAAGUGAGCUUGUCGCCAAAAAAACCAAGUUUUUCGAUGAUAUUCGUGAUGGAAAAAUUGACUUAACUUUGAACGACUUAUAUUCACGGGUGAAGACCAGAAGAAGAUGCCGUAAUGACAUCUCUGGACAAAAUGACGAUAAUUCCCUUAGUCGGCCCUCCAGCCUCACAGAACUGAAUGAGUGCAGGGGUGCCCUUCAAACCACGCCCACAAGACACAGUGAACCUCCCACACCGAAAACUUUUGUACACUCUGCUAAUGGAUCUAUGGACGAAGCGAAGUCUGUGAUUCCCGACUCAACUUCUAGUCACCUAUUCCAAUCUCAACUGCAUACUUCAAGUAAAAGCGGUUCUAGCAUUUCAAAACAAAUCUCUCGUCCAUUAUCCACUUCUCUACGCCACGUCAAACGACAGUAUGCUCCUUACGAAAAUCGCAGUAAACGAAAUAUUUCUUUUGGAAGCUGUCAUUUUCCUGCAUCUAAGACGUCGGUUAAGGAUCCAGCAGGAGAUUCUUCAAUCGGUCUUACAGAUGAGGAUCCGUCUGAUGCAUUGGAUAAAAUUGGGUUCCCAUCCAAUUCAAAAAAAGUCUUGCUACAGAAAGACCUCGAAGUGCAUCCGGAGGCAGUUGCACUAUCUGGUGCGCAAACAGUAGCAACACCUACCCAGUCGCGUCCAACCGUACCAUCUUCGUCUGUACUCAUGUCUUUUUACCUGGACUUAACCAAUCGUUGUUCUAGUCAUUUAUCAACAGAGGGAGAGGAUCUCCUGUCAGAUUUUCCCAUAGUUCAGCCACUUGAUGAAGGGGUAUUGUUGAGAUCACAAAAGGACCUUCUGCUUGCCAUCAAUAAUCAACGCUGGACCCUCCUUGCCACUCAGCCUAUCGAAAAAAUCGCUGCUGAUCAUACCGGCCCCAUGAAUGCGAUAUCGCAACACCCUCUAGUUGCUGCUAUUAUUGGUGGUGAAGGACGACCAUUUCUUCUUAGGCGGUUGCUCCUAGCCGGCAACGACCCAAAUUUCAUUGACCCCAUUUCAAAAUGGCCUCUUCUUUUAAUUGCUGUGUACUAUGGACGUAUACAGGCUGCACGAGUUCUUCUUGAAUUAGGAGCUCAACCAAAUGCUGCAAUUCUUGUUGAAGGUAAACGAGUAACUGCUUUGGGAAUGGCGAUUGUAACGGGGAACAUCGAUAUGGUCUCACUCCUCAUCCUCAGUGGUGCAAAUCUCUACCAGGUCAAUGAUGAUGCGAGUGCUGCUCAAUUCAUUAUUCAAAUUCUCCAAGCUGUGGCUUCAAAAACCUCCUACGAAGCAACGGUAAAAGCGCCACCGGGUUUCACAACUGAUCCAAAAACAAUCAGAAGGCAACUUGAAGAACUGCUAAAACCCCCUUCAAUCCCAAUCAUUGAACCUUCAGAGGGCAAGGUUCUUCCUCGUUCUCCUUACGACUUUCUUUCACCUCCAUCCUCAUCCACAACACCCGCCUCCACUUCCCUCCUGAUAUCCUUCGAUGGUCAAAAGCCACAUUUACCGUCUGCUGACUCCCUCCAUUGUAUGCAUAGGCUUGUCAGUUCCUGCCACGCACGCCUCUUUAUUGCUCUUGAUCGUGUGGUGACUCAGUGGCUGCACAACGUGGGAAUGGUUGUUAGCUCAAGGCUGCUGCCAGGACAGUGGAUUCAUCUAGACGGAAGCUCCUUCACGCUCAACUUCCCAACUCCUCAAAAUCCAGCCACUUUCAGUGAAGCAUCAUCGGUCCUUGUCCUUUUCCUUGUUCACGGGACUGUGACCCCUCCAGGUUGUUACCAUGUUUGGCUAGAUGACGAUGGGCCCUGCCUUGUGAAGCGAGUCCUGCUAGGUGAUGUUGAACAGAGGCCCUUGGCACGGCAGUACUUCGUCUCCACUUUGCUCCCGAUUGAUUAUGAGAAAGAGAAUCAAUGUAUUUGUGUCUACUUCUCAAAUACAGAGAGGGGUACUUGCAUAGCUCCGCUUGUACUUCGCCUUAAGCCUGUAACGGGUCGGCAGCUCCAGAAUACAAGCAAGGACAUUCAAGAGACUGCCGAAAUGCCCCGUCUGAGAUCCCUCCCGUCUACUUCCAGCCUACGACCGAGACCGCAUUAA
Messenger RNA from Echinococcus granulosus, 2469 nucleotides. RefSeq names its product Chromobox protein. Gene Ontology annotation, biological process: chromatin organization; negative regulation of transcription by RNA polymerase II. Bases 1 to 2469 code for a protein of 822 amino acids. Gene Ontology annotation, molecular function: chromatin binding. Gene Ontology annotation, cellular component: pericentric heterochromatin. The record is from RefSeq and is a predicted model, not a curated record. The transcript is spliced from 3 exons. NCBI's taxonomy places the organism in Eukaryota, Metazoa, Platyhelminthes, Cestoda, Cyclophyllidea, Taeniidae.